UUCCUCAGUAUAUUCCGCCAUCCCAAAAAUCCGGCAAUGGCAACAACAGCACCAGCGAGACCUUUCUCAACUCAUCUCCACGCCCUAUCAUCUCGCAAUUUCCUAAACGGCACCGGUUUCACUCAUCAUCAGGAGAGCAAGAUCAAGAUCAAGACCAAGAACACUACUACGCUCUCAUUAAAAAGCACAAGUUUUCAGCCAAUUGCGGCAUUGCCUUUCGAUCUCUCGCCUCCACCAAUUGAUCACGACCUCCUAGACACAAUGAAGAUUGCAGGGGCAGAGGUUUCGGAAAAUGGGAUUGUUGAAACAUUUGGCAAUGAUGAUGAAGCUCUGGAUGCAGUUGAAAAUGGCGUUGCAGUGGUGGAUCUUUCACAUUUUGGAAGGAUAAGAGUUAGUGGAGAUGAUCGUAUUCAGUUUCUUCACAAUCAAAGCACUGCAAAUUUUGAAAAUCUUCAAGAAGGACAAGGAUGUGACACUGUUUUUAUUACCCCAACUGCUCGGACAAUAGAUAUUGCUCACGCUUGGUUCAUGAAAAAUUCUAUCAUGUUGGUGGUCUCGCCACUGACCUGUGGAAGCAUGAGUGAAAUGCUCAAUAAGUUCAUAUUUUUUGCUGACAAGGUGGAAAUUCAAGACAUCACCAAGCAAACUUCCUUAUGCAUUCUAUUGGGACCUAAAAGCAACACAGUAAUGAGCAGUUUGAACCUCAGUGAUCUUGUUGGACAGGCAUAUGGCACACAUCGACAUUAUAGUGUCAAUGGCACGCCAAUAACUGUUGCUGUGGGAAAUGUCAUUUCUGCAGAAGGAUUUUCUCUGUUGAUGUCACCGGCCAUUGCUGGAUCAAUUUGGCGGUCUCUUUUAUCUCUAGGUGCUAUUCCGAUGGGUUCUAAUGCCUGGGAAAGACUAAGGGUUAUUCAAGGGAGGCCAGCACCUGGAAAGGAGCUUACUAAUGAAUUCAAUGUUCUGGAGGCUGGUCUCUGGAACUCAAUAUCUCUAAACAAAGGAUGUUAUAAGGGACAAGAGACCAUUUCUAGGCUCAUAACAUAUGAUGGAGUUAAGCAGAGAUUAUGGGGAAUUCGCCUCUCAGCGCUCGUAGAGCCUGGCAGCGCAAUAACGGUUGAUGGGAAAAAGGUGGGGAAACUGACAAGCUAUACAUCCGGAAGAAAAGAGUCUGAUCAUUUUGGUUUAGGCUACAUUAAGAAGCAAGUUGCUUUAGGAGACACUGUCAUUGUGGGAGAGAACAUUGUUGGGACAGUGGUCGAAGUUCCUUUUCUUUCUCAGUAGCAUCCCCCAAUGAAAAACAUGACUCCUUGACGUUCGCAAUCUUAUUUAGGAGUAUACAUGAGACAAUCCGAUGGACCUAGUAUCUCCAAGUGGUAUAUGCAUAAGACAGGAAAUGGGAAAAAGGGGUAAAUCAUGUGGGGACAGGUGGCUUGGUAGUUGUUAGAAUCCUAGUGUCAGAAUAAAAGAGAGAAAAGUAGGGUAAGGGAUAUCUUUUGAUUUUGUGUGUGAAUUGUGUCUGGGAUGUGCUGGCCCUUGAAGACCAGUUGGUGUUACUGUUUUAUCCAAAUGAAUGCUAUCAUCCAUAUUUUCUUAUUAAUCUCAGUUUUAUUA
Molecule: messenger RNA, 1611 nt
Organism: Pistacia vera
Lineage: Eukaryota; Viridiplantae; Streptophyta; Magnoliopsida; Sapindales; Anacardiaceae
Product: putative transferase At1g60990, chloroplastic
Exons: 12
Coding region: 37-1281 (414 amino acids)
Biological process (GO): glycine decarboxylation via glycine cleavage system
Cellular component (GO): mitochondrion
Molecular function (GO): aminomethyltransferase activity; protein binding
Source: RefSeq, a predicted model, not a curated record